Trichobilharzia szidati is the source of this 1726-nucleotide messenger RNA. The record is from the annotation of a GenBank genome assembly. NCBI's taxonomy places the organism in Eukaryota, Metazoa, Platyhelminthes, Trematoda, Strigeidida, Schistosomatidae.
UUACCCAGAGACUGGAAAGAUGCUUAUAAGCCCCAUCUUCAAAGAUGGGAACAGACAGUUAGUAUCUAACUACCGGCCUGUAAGUCUGACCUGUAGUAUAGCAAAGGUGUUAGAAAAACUCAUAAGGGACCAAUUCUUAGCUCAUACGGAAAAACAUGGCUUACUGGCAGUGGAACAGCAUGGAUUCCGACCAGGACGAUCCUGCUUGACAAACUUACUGUUAGCUAGGGAAGAUUGGGUCGAGGCCAGGGAUAAAAACCAUCUACAGGACGUUGUAUUUACCGAUCUUAGUAAAGCAUUCGAUAAGGUAUCCCACUUAGGUCUUCUUAGUAAACUUAAACAUUUUGGAUUAGACCAACGCUUAUGCGAGUGGUUUAGUGACUACCUGAUGGAUCGGAGGCAGAAGGUAAGGGUUAAUGGUGUACUGUUAGGGUGGAAAGCAGUACUAAGUGGAGUACCUCAGGGAACGGCACUUGGUCCCCUGCUAUUCUUAUUAUACGUAAAUGAAGUGCUGAAAAUUCUUACCUCAUCUUCCUUACUAUUUGCGGACGAUAUUAAGAUAUGGAAAACCGUAAAUAGUAGCGAUGAUAGGUUGGUACUACAAAACGAUCUAGACAAAUUAACCGAGUGGGCUAACCUUUGGAGCAUGGAAAUUAAUUCCAAGAAAAGCGCGGUAAUGCACCUAGGUCAGAAGUCUUACACGUCGUACUUCAUGGGGGACAGAGAACUGCCAGAUGUUAGGGAAGAAACGGACUUAGGAAUUAUUGUUAGCCAUGACUUAAAAACAACGGUAAACUGUAAUCGAGCCGCAGCUAAGGCUUUUUGAAUGGUAUGGGCACUUCGAAGGGCUUUCAAACGAUUAGACGAGGGUAUGUUCCAAGUACUCUAUGCAACAUAUGUCAGGCCUCAUCUAGAGUACUGCAUACAAGCGGUGAGUCCAUGCUUCAAAAAGGAGGCACAUACCCUGGAAAGAGUGCAGAGGGUAGGAACGAAAUUAGUUAGUGGUAUCUCACACCUUCCUUAUGAUAAGAGGAUGGAGCAUUUAAAUCUCUUCCCAUUAUCAUAUCGAAGGAGGAGAGGCGACUUAAUUUUGGCGUACCGUAUAUUCAAGGGUGAUUAAGGGAUUGACCUUUCAAACCUUUUCUUUCCCUCUAGGAAACAUUUACGGGGUCACCAGAAGAAGGUGCUCAAACCAAGGUCGAAUAUAAUACGUUUGGAGUUUAGAAUCUCUCACAGAGUGGUCAACGACUGGAACUCCUUACCUGAUUCAGUAGUAACAGCUCCAUCGGUGAACGCUUUCGAAGAGAAACUGGAUCUCUGCAGAGAUAUAUAUCGCGAGGAUUAACAUAGGCAACAAGAGCCUUCUAUACUUAUAAUCUGAAUCUGGUUUCUCGUUUGCGCGUCUUUCAUUGGCUAGAACAGUAGCGGUUAAUUGGAUUUUCGGUUUGCCAUGCAGCGUUGUGACAAAUGCUGAGAAUUCCAUUCCAAACUAUAAGUACUGUUUUAUGGAAUAAAGUAUUUUCGUUCCAGUUUGUGAUAGCAGAUAACCUUGGAUGCGGGCAUCCAGUUCCGUUUGCUUGGAAUGAGAAGGAAUUUAGACGUGACGCAAUUUGGAUACUGGACAGUUUCCGUCGAAUAAUAGGAGAUACUUCCCAAGCGAAAGUUUUCAUCUUGGACCGUGCUUAGCCUGUAUGUGUAAAUUAACUUGUUUGCAUUGAAUUGAAAU